GGCUGGCUUACCUUUUAUGUCAUGAUGACAGCUUGAUCCACGACUUAAACUCAGCCAGAAAUACAGUGGAAGCGGGCUGGGUGGCUAACGUUAAGACUGAAAAGUGGUUUCACUUGUCAAGCUAACGGUACGGCUCGCUAGCGAUCUGGAAUCUUCAGGGUCUAAAAUAACUACCAGUUUGUCAGUUGACUGCAGGACAUCUAUGUGUUGCCCAGCAACGCCAAAGCAUUGUGCGACGGCGUUUGCUGGGAGUCCGCAUAUCUCACCACCACACACAGCCAGCAGAACUCCCAGAAGAAGACGCUGUAAAUAGACAGUAUUCACAGUUUAACGAUGGAGAGAAUAAUCAUCGACAGAGACGCGUCGGUAGCAAUUGAGGAAUACUUGGAGUAUCGGAGGAUUGUGGGGGACGAUGACGGGGGCAGACUCUUCGUCCCUGAGGAGUAUGAGGAGUACAAGAGGAAGGUUCUGCCGGCGCGACUGCGGAACAGGCUGUACGUCAGCUGCGGCGUCCCCGGGGGAAUAGACUGCAAGCUGAUUGGACCAGAGACACCCUGCUUCUGCUCCCAUAGGUACAAACAGCACCAGACGGACUUUGAGCAGGUCCCUGAGGAGCGGCCCCUGGCCCUGCCCUGCCGGGUGCGAGGGUGCAGGUGUGCAUCUUACCUGUACGUGCUCCAGAGUGGCCCGCAGGCUGCGCGCUGCAGGUGCAAGCACUCCGCCCAGGACCACAGCGAGGCGCCAGGGCACCUGUGUGGGAAGUGCUCCACCUGUACUGGGUUCCACAGCCCAUACACCUGUGGGUGCGGCCAGCCCAGCUCCGCCCACCAGACGCUGGUGGAGACGCGGGAGGAGAGAGAGGGGCGGGGCCGGCCCGUGGGGCGGGACGUCCCGUACGCAGCCAUGGGAGGACUCACCGGGUUCAGCUCCCUGGCUGACGGCUACCUCCGGCUCGACCCCAGCGGGACCGGUGCCCACAUGCCUGCCCUGGGUUCCAGGUUUGAGGAAGCGUGCAGUGUGCAGACCUCAGACGGCGCGGGGAGCUCUGGGGCGGAGUGUGUGGAGGACUGGAGGAGCAGGGAGGACCGUGACAUGGCGUUCUUCGAGCGGCGAUACCAGGAGCGGCUGAAAAUGGAAAAAGCUGCAAAACAAAAGGCCUCAUCAUCUAAAGCGAAAACACGAUCUGAACGUUCCCACAGGAAGUGAGCCACGCCCAUGCACAGGAAGUGAGCCACGCCCAUGCACAGGAAUGCACCGUGUCAACACUAAAGAACAACACUGAAGAACAACACUGAAGAACAACACUAAAGAACAACACUGAAGAACAACACUGAAGAACAACACUGAAGAACAACACUGAAGAACAACACUAAAGAACAACACUGAAGAACAACACUAAAGAACAACACUGAAGAACAACACUAAAGAACAACACUAAAGAACAACACUGAAGAACAACACUAAAGAACAACACUGAAGAACAACACUAAAGAACAACACUAAAGAACAACACUGAAGAACAACACUAAAGAACAACACUAAAGAACAGAGUCCACCGUUCCUGCUUCAUCUGAGGAAGACGCUCCUUUAGACACGUCAUUACUCCAGUGCAAGUCCAAACAGUUACAUUACAAACGCACAUCCUGUAGUACAUUACUGUGUCUCUAGGGGGCAGCACUGUACAGGACUUGUUUGACAGCCGUUGCUGCAUUUUCAGCUGAGACGUCAGGAAGGCGUGUUGACAGCGUUCAGUGGUGUGUUCAGCGAAGGGACAGGUGAAAAGCAUCAC
Conger conger (European conger) is the source of this 1789-nucleotide messenger RNA. RefSeq names its product family with sequence similarity 221 member A (gene fam221a). NCBI's taxonomy places the organism in Eukaryota, Metazoa, Chordata, Actinopteri, Anguilliformes, Congridae. Bases 334 to 1206 code for a protein of 290 amino acids. The record is from RefSeq and is a predicted model, not a curated record. The transcript is spliced from 9 exons.